AUGGACCGCCGAUACAACGUAGAACGCUCUUGUCUACGCUGUCACGAGCGCAAAGUCCGCUGCGACAAAGGCACUCCAUGCAACAAGUGCAGUCGCCUUAAUGUCCCAUGUGAAUAUCCCGGCCCAAAAAGAGUGAAGCGCCGAGCGCCGAAGACAACCUCUACCGAUCUAGUGGAGCGCCUGGAGCAACUUGAGCGCUCCAUUACUUCGAUCGCGGGGCAGUCAGCCCAGCCAACGCCCCAGCACCCAACUGGCCAUUUACUCUCGGAUUACCACACCCACACCCACACCGCCAAUCAUGAUGUUGUUCGAGCGUCUUCGAGUGAAUCUAGUGCGGUGACUUCGGGUCGCCAGACGGCGAGGGCUGAGCCUGGUUUCUUGGCGAAAAAUGGUAGUUAUGUUGAUGAGCCGUUCUUGUCGCGGGUGUUGGAGAAGGAGCAUGAGCUACAGUCGGCCAUGGGGUCACCCAAUACAGAGAAUGGUGCUGCUAGAAAACCGCCUCGGAUAAAGGUUGAUGGUAUGAUCACGAAUCCGCAGCUCAUCCCGUUGGAUAUCAAAUCGUUGCAUCCGAGCAGAUGGCAGGCGACGGUGCUCUGGGAGACCUUUUUAAGUCGGGUGGAUCCAGUUGUCAAGGUGAUUCACGUGCCGACGACUAAACCUCGUAUUUUCGCUGCGAUUAAUCGGCCAGAUUCGGUUCAACCUGAUGUUCAUUGUUUGCUCUUUGCAAUUUUCUUCGGUGCUGCCACUGCUAUGUCUUCUGAUAACCCCGAGAAUGAUGGCAUACGUUCGGACAUGCGUCGGUACCAACAGGGCAUUGAACUUGCUAUGUAUCAAUCAUCUUUUCUGGACUCCCCAACAGUGACCUCAUUACAGGCACUGGCGAUCUUCUUGACGUGCCUACGUUACAGCAAUAGUGGUCGCUCUGGCUUUACUCUGCGCGGACUAGCCAUUCGAGCAGCGCAAUCAAUCGGUCUUCACCGCGAUGGGAAGCACUUUAAACUGUCUCCCCUAGAGUGCGAGAUCCGCCGCCGACUAUGGUGGAUGCUAGCCACGACCGACUGCCGAAUGGCGGAGGACCAUGGCAUUACAGUGACAGAACAUGGCGGCGAUGCCCAAUUACCCGCCAACAUUGACGACUUGAGCCUUAGCGAAACAGCCACAGAACCGAUAUCCUCACAGGCACAGUGGACAGAGAUGACAUUUUCCCUAAUCAUAUCCGAAGUCAACAGAAUGUGGCUUCCAAUGGCCCGAUCAACAAUCGACUCAGAAGACGGCGCCCGUCCCGAGCAACUAAUUGCCAAGUUUCACAAUGCCCUACAAGAAAAGUAUGUCCAGUACGGCGACCUUGACAUCCCAAUUCAGCGCAUGGGCAUCCUCCUCAGCCAGAUCCUCGUCGCCAAAGCAGAGGUCCAUCUCCGACAAAAAGGGCUCCAGACCGCACUCCCAUCCUCAUCAGCAGGAGACUCAGAAGAAACCCAAGAACUUCUCGGAAUGGCCUGUAGAGCCCUAAAUCUCGGCUUGCAAAUGUAUUCAGACGAGCUCCUACGCGGAUUCCGUUGGUUAACAUCAACGUACACCCAGUUCCACCUAUUAACCUAUAUACUGUGGCACCUAUGUGUGUUCCCGACAGGUCAAUUUGUGGAGGAAGCCUGGCGCGGCGUGGAGACACAUUUUGAGCUUGUGGCUCGAGAUCCCUCGUGGCCUGAUCCGGGUCCCAAGUGGCCCAUGCUUGUGCAGCUGCGAGCGAAAGCGUUAAGGAUUCGAAAUGCGCACUCUGCUUCCGUUGCACAGAGGGAGCAGCAACGACAAGAGGAACAACAGCAGAUGCAGUCUACUGAAAUUCCUGUGUCUGUGGAUGAUGCGGCGUUGCAAAAUCUCGGGGCGCCGUUUUGGGAUUUGGAUGAUUUGGACUUCAAUUGGUCCGAGUUUCCGGAUUGGAAUUAUUUGGCGCAGAGCAUUGGUUUGAUGAAUCCCGAUGGGAUGAUUCAAUAG
Messenger RNA from Penicillium verhagenii, 1992 nucleotides. RefSeq lists its product as uncharacterized. The transcript is spliced from 2 exons. Bases 1 to 1992 code for a protein of 663 amino acids. The record is from RefSeq and is a predicted model, not a curated record. NCBI's taxonomy places the organism in Eukaryota, Fungi, Ascomycota, Eurotiomycetes, Eurotiales, Aspergillaceae. Gene Ontology annotation, biological process: regulation of DNA-templated transcription; DNA-templated transcription. Gene Ontology annotation, molecular function: DNA binding; DNA-binding transcription factor activity, RNA polymerase II-specific; zinc ion binding.